Messenger RNA from Cavenderia fasciculata, 447 nucleotides. RefSeq lists its product as uncharacterized. Bases 1 to 447 code for a protein of 148 amino acids. NCBI's taxonomy places the organism in Eukaryota, Evosea, Eumycetozoa, Acytosteliales, Cavenderiaceae. The record is from RefSeq and is a predicted model, not a curated record. The transcript has a single exon.
AUGCGUUACCCAGAGCUUGUUGAAGACGAAAUUCCACAUCCUCGUAUUGGAAUACCUGUUCCACCUCCAAUCGUAGACGCUGCUAUCAUCGAGAGGGUCGACCGCAAUUGUUUGAACUGCGGAUCCAAAGUCAUGAAUAUUGAUAGCAAGUGGAUCAGAGCCGACAAACCAACUCCAUUCUGCAGCACCAAUUGUUCCCUGGACAAGGGAAUCCCUCUCACAAACCGGAUGGUGUUUCGACCAAACACUUGCAAGGAUAAGGAUUGUGAAGAACUCAUUCUUGCCUACGCUUACAACAAGACCAUGUGCCACACACAUUACAAGAUCUAUCGCAAAAUCAAGCAACGUGGCCAGAGAAAGGCAAACAAGAUCAACAAGCAAAACGAAAAGAAUGCCAGGGAAGAGGAAGAAGAAGAGGAGGAAGAAGAGGAAGAAGAAGAGGAUUGA